Messenger RNA from Siniperca chuatsi (mandarin fish), 2067 nucleotides. Its product is annotated as endogenous retrovirus group FC1 member 1 Env polyprotein-like. NCBI's taxonomy places the organism in Eukaryota, Metazoa, Chordata, Actinopteri, Centrarchiformes, Sinipercidae. The transcript is spliced from 2 exons. The coding region runs from base 684 to 2039 and encodes 451 amino acids. The record is from RefSeq and is a predicted model, not a curated record.
UAAUAGAGUGGACUCAGGUGUGUAGAACCUGAGUAGACUCGAAAGUCAGUGAAGUAUUUCCAAGACACCAGACUCAUUAGAGGACACUCUCGGGGAAGAUGGCGACUAGAUGGAUAAGCGAUGCAAUUAGGUGCUGGGGAGUGACAAUUGUAUUCAUAUUAAUUUUUCUUUUUACCUGAUACUUAUGGGAAGCUCCUGGAACUUCCCUAAAUAGCACUCAUGUUCCGCCCACUUCAUCCCAAGCUAUCACCCAACCACAUGCUAGAGUAAAACGCGGAGUAGGAUAUUAUCGGCCCACUAGCGUUCUGACGACUUCCAAAAAUCCAUGUAAUGCGACCGGAGAAACGACGUCUAGGACCUAUAUUUGCUACAAUACCACUACCUUUAUCAGCACAGUAAUCAUCCCUAUGAACUCCUUUCAGUUGGGCGGUUAUGUAGGAAGCGAGUGGUAUGAUUGGACAUUCUAUUUAAACUCAGUGGGUUUUAAAUAAACAGGUAUAGACUGGGGAUGGGUUUUCGCCACCACUGAUAAAACCUGGAGGUCCGAUUCCUAUGGCUGGCGACCAUGGGCACAAUAUUGGUCACGUGUGUUAACUCUAGAAAAGAUAAAACUUGGAAACUCACCCUCCUUAGUUUUAAGAUUUAAUACCACAGUCAAUCCAUUAUUGGAAAAAACCCCGUCGAUGCCUAACUAUCCAAAUCCACCUUGUUACAUUUUAGCUCUGUGUGCCUAUUGGCCAAGUCAUACAGACCCAUGCACUUAUGUGGCACUGUGCCCUAACAUUACAGAAACACCCACUGCCGCAACAGACUCAGAUUUGCAACCUGUGCCAGGACUGACGUUGGGGCCUAGGUCCACAACUAAAGUAAAGAUAAAGAUCCUCAAUAAAAGACCUGACACUGACGAGUGGUUUCAAGUAACCACUGGAGUCUCAGGGAAAAACAAUAAUUGGCUGUUAAUGGUAGAGCAGGCAGCAAAUGCAACUAAAGCCGACUGUGUUGUGUGUAUGGGCCCCCACCCCUUACUACAAAUAGUUCCUGCACCUAUUCCAGCUGAAUGCCUGUUGACUGUCAUGAGCAAGACAGUUCCAGGACCAAAUUGCAGUUAUUGGGACGGUAUCUUUCCAGUAACAAAAGGCGUAAGAAUCAAACCUCUAUUCUCUAAACAUGUAGCACCAGGAAACUUCUCAUGUAUUAACCUGACUGGUAGGGGACCUCGUUUAGGUAGCCUUGCAGAGAUAGCAUGUCCAGUUACACUUCCUGUUUUUACACCCUUCACCCCAGUGUCUCGGGCUGACAUAUGGUGGUGGUGUGGGGAUGAGAGAUUAUUUGACAAAUUGCCUAAAGGUAAUACAGGAUUGUGUGCAUUGGUAACCCUAUUGCUACCAGUAAAUGUGUACCCCAUAUCAGCUGAUGCUCUGUAUACACAAAUAACCAGUACAAUGUCCAGUGAGUGGAGACAGAAACGCUCCUCCUGGCGCUCUGAAACUGAUCCUACAUAUAUAGACGCUAUAGGAGUUCCUCGCGGCGUACCAGACGAGUACAAGAUAGCAGAUCAGGUGGCUGCAGGGUUUGAGUCCCUGUUCUGUUGGUGGUGCACGAUUAACAAAAACGUAGACCGAAUCAAUUACAUCCAUUAUAACAUACAGAAAUUGGGCAAUUGGACACAGAGUGGGUUUGAGGCUGUUCAUGGACAGCUUUCCUCUACGUCACUGAUGGCAUUCCAGAACCGCAUAGCUCUUGACAUGUUGCUUGCAGAGAAAGGAGGUGUGUGUGCUAUGUUCAGAGAGCAAUGCUGCACCUUCAUUCCUAACAACACUGCAGCGGAUGGCAGUCUCACCAAGGCCAUAGAAGGGUUGAAAACUCUGAAUGGUAAGAUGAAAGAUCAAUCUGGUGUAGACGCCACUAUGUGGGAUUCUUGGUUGGAUGCUUUUGGGAAAUACCGAACCUUGGUGUCCUCAAUUCUAAUAUCUCUAGCAGUCUUUGCUGCAAUAUUGACCUUAUGUGGAUGUUGUUGUAUUCCGUGCCUGCGUUCUUAACCCAGAUGUAUCCACUCCUGCAACAAAA